Cucurbita moschata (crookneck pumpkin) is the source of this 1187-nucleotide messenger RNA. RefSeq lists its product as uncharacterized. The record is from RefSeq and is a predicted model, not a curated record. Bases 69 to 848 code for a protein of 259 amino acids. The transcript is spliced from 6 exons. Gene Ontology annotation, biological process: gravitropism; regulation of growth. NCBI's taxonomy places the organism in Eukaryota, Viridiplantae, Streptophyta, Magnoliopsida, Cucurbitales, Cucurbitaceae.
CCCCAGUGGCUUUUAAGAUCUGGUUCUGAACUUCAAUCACCUUCAAGUUGUUGUGUUGUUAGUUGAAGAUGAAGUUCUUCAGCUGGAUGCAGACUAAACUAAACGGCAAACAGGAGAAGAAAAUCCCACAUACAUUCUCUACUUCUCAGCAUAAUAAACAAGAGUCUCGUGAAGAGUUCAGCGAUUGGCCUCAUGGAUUGCUAGCAAUUGGAACUUUUGGCAACAAUGAGAUUAAAGAUGAACAAGACAUACAAGAGGAGGAGGAUCCAUCUUCUUCAGAAGAGAUAGUUGAUAUCUCUCCUGAAGAAGUUGGUAAAUUACAGAAAGAGUUAACGAAGCUUUUAUCUCGAAAACCGAACGCCGAAAAGCAGGUUGCAGAUCUUCCAUUGGAUAGAUUUCUCAACUGUCCUUCAAGCUUGGAGGUUGACAGAAGAAUCAGCAAUCCACUUUGCAGUGAUUCAGAUGAUAAAGAUGAAGAUAUUGAAAGAACCAUUGGUCUUAUCAUUGGGAAAUGCAAAGACAUUUGGGCUGAUGGUAAAAAGAAAGCAAUUGGGAAGAAAUCUAUCUCUUUUCUGCUCAAAAAGUUGUUUGUUUGUAGUAAUGGCUUCACUCCUUUACCACCACCAAGUUUGAGAGAAACUCUUCAAGAGUCUAGAAUGGAAAAGCUUUUAAGAACAAUUCUCUUAAAAAAAAUCUCCCCACAACACGCCUCUCGAUCUUCAUCGUUGAAGAGGUACAUAGAGGAAAAACCGUCACCAAGAAACGAUGGAGAAGAACAGAAAAAAGAUGCCAAAGAUGGAUCCAAAUGGGACAAGACUGAUUCUGAGUAUAUCGUUCUCGAGAUAUAAUCCCGUCUCCUUUCCUAAUCAAUCUUCCAUCUAACUGAUUUGAAGAAGAUAUUCAAUCUCCACCCUUUGUCUCGGAUCGAACAGUGGAGAUGUUGUUCAUCACAUUGAAACAUCUUAUUGACAGUGCUUACAUUUUUUUCAUGGUUGUAUGUUACAGAAACAGAGCAACUCAUGUUUUGAAACAUCGUCAAAAAAGUGUUCAUGUGAUGAACAGAGGGUUGCAUUUUUUUCACUUUAAUUUGCUGCAUAAUUCUUCUUCGAUGUUGUUGGGGGCUCCCUUUGUAACAUAUUUGAGGCAAAUAACAUUUUGUAUUGUAAUAAAGUUUCCAAGACAAUGUU